This is a messenger RNA of Stereum hirsutum FP-91666 SS1, 1838 nucleotides long. RefSeq names its product imidazole glycerol phosphate synthase HisHF. The record is from RefSeq and is a predicted model, not a curated record. The coding region runs from base 4 to 1746 and encodes 580 amino acids. Gene Ontology annotation, biological process: L-histidine biosynthetic process. The transcript has 2 exons. Lineage: Eukaryota; Fungi; Basidiomycota; Agaricomycetes; Russulales; Stereaceae. Gene Ontology annotation, molecular function: oxo-acid-lyase activity; imidazoleglycerol-phosphate synthase activity.
CUAAUGGGUCUCUUCCUCCUCGACUACGGCGCUGGCAAUGUGCAGUCGCUCGCAAACUCACUUGAACGUCUCGGCCACAAGUUCGAAUGGAUAUCAUCCCCAGAUGACUUUGACCGGGCCACCUCCCUCAUCUUUCCUGGUGUAGGCGCCUUUCCAACAGCCGUCGAUGGGCUCAUUUCUCGGGGACUUUUUGAACCCCUCAAGGCGUACAUCGCCUCUGGCAAACCAUACUUCGGUAUCUGCAUCGGCAUGCAAGUGCUCUUUCAAUCUUCCGCCGAAUCCGAAUCAUCACUUCCUGGCCUCGGUGUCAUACCCGCUCGCAUCUCUUCAUUCUCCAAUGCCACCAAAUCCGUCCCGCACAUGGGUUGGAACUCUACCCAUCUCAUCGACCCCUCUUCCAAAUCCGCAUCAGGAGUGUCCGACGGCGCUCACUAUUAUUUCGUGCACACCUUCCGAGCCGCCUACGAACCCGAAACGAACCCAGAGGGUGCGGAAUGGGUGCACUCGGUAACUCAGUACGGACAGGAGAUCUUCAUGGCGAGUGUGAGGAAAGGGAACGUGUUUGGCUGUCAGUUCCAUCCUGAAAAAUCGGGUGAGGCGGGAUUGCGGAUGUUGGACGCUUGGCUCCGCGAACCUGAAUCCUCAAGGGCACACGCACCACCAACACCACGGAUACCCUGGCCACCGCGGGAGAAGGACGGCCUGACGAAACGAAUCAUCGCCUGUAUGGACGUUCGCGCAAAUGACCAGGGCGAUCUCGUCGUCACCAAAGGCGACCAAUACGACGUUCGUGAAAAAGCACCGGAACCAACAUCUACAUCAACACCGGCGUCAACAGAAUCCAACACCGUCGCCGCCCACACCGGCGGCGCCGUUCGCAAUCUUGGAAAACCCGUCGCCCUCGCCUCUCGAUACUUCACCUCGGGAGCUGACGAACUCGCCCUCCUCAACAUCACCUCCUUCCGUCACUCGCCCCUCCUCGACCAACCCAUGAUCGCCGUCGUCCGCGCUGCCGCCCAAGCCGUCUUCGUGCCUCUCACAAUCGGUGGUGGAAUCCGCGACACCGUCGAUCCCGAUGGCACACCGCACACCGCCCUCGAAGUCGCGGGUGCUUAUUUCCGCGCUGGAGCGGAUAAAGUCAGCAUCGGGAGCGAAGCAGUCUACGCUGUGGAGAAGAUGCUUGCCAAUGGCGGUAAAGGCGACGGCAAAAGCGGAAUCGAGACCAUCUCAUGGGCGUACGGCCGACAAGCCGUCGUCGUCUCCAUCGACCCCCGUAAAGUCUACGUCGACCCAGAGACGUACGACGGUCCCUACAAGGGCGAGUUAAUCCUCGCCUCUUCCGCACGCUCCAAAGACCUCUCGAAAGACGCUUCCACGAACCCGAAAAAAGCAUGGUGGUACCAAUGUACUGUUUCCGGCGGACGGGAAUCCCGCCCACUCUCCGUCGUCCAACUUGCGCAAGGCGUCGAACAGCUCGGAGCUGGCGAGAUUCUUCUGAACAGUAUCGACCGUGACGGGACGGGUGCCGGUUUCGAUCAUGACUUGAUUGGGUUGGUGAGGAAGGCGGUGACGAUUCCAGUAGUGGCGAGUAGCGGCGCUGGCAAGGCGGAACAUUUUGUGGAGGUAUUCGAAGAGACCGGCGUAGAGUCUGCGUUGGCGGCGGGUAUCUUCCACAGGGAGGAGGUAGGAAUACAGGAGGUGAAGGAGGCGCUUCGAAAGGCGGGAAUUGAAGUAAGGGGUCUCUGAAGUACUGCAAACGUGUGGAGAAUAAAAGAAUAGAGCAUCGAUGUAUACAACUGGUGUAUCCUCAUCUAUACUUAUUAGACCAAGCCAUACAC